Molecule: messenger RNA, 1002 nt
Organism: Rotaria sp. Silwood1
Lineage: Eukaryota; Metazoa; Rotifera; Eurotatoria; Philodinida; Philodinidae
Source: the annotation of a GenBank genome assembly
AAUCAUAUCGUUUUAUGAUUCAAUCUCGUUUUUCAAAUAGUCAAUUUUAUAUUCAAAUAUCAAGAUUUCGUCUUUGCGUUUAAUUUAUUAUAACAUUAAUAUGAAAUAACUAUGAUGUUGAAUAAAUUAUUCUCUUUUUUGUUUUACAUUUAAUGUGUACUAAAAUCCUAAACCCUUGCAGAAUAUUAGUUUUUCAUUGGAUAGUUGUAUAUUCUUUCAAUAAAACCCACAAAAGCAAUAGUUUAUCUUAUACUGUUUUAAUUAGAUUUUUUAGUUCGUAACUCGAUAUUUAACUUAGAAUUCAGGGGUCAAAAAACAACAGAAGAAUUCAAUAGUUUUCUCAAAUACAGAUAAUAUAACAGUGGCUCAAACCUUCGAACCUUUUGGAGAGGUUGUUGAAAAAAAAUAUUUUAUCCGAAGUAGGAUGUGUUCACAAAACAUAGAAUUGCUAAUUAUUGAUUUUGCGUUUUGUAUACAUAUAAAAUGCAGUUCAAUCAAUAUUAUCGCAUAAGGAAAGUGAAUAUCAAGAGUAUGGAUGAAGAGAAGACUAGAUCUCAGAUCGACAUUCAUACCUCAAAUCUUUCUGGUAAAAUAUUUUGUUAUUGUCGAUUUAUUUAUUGAAUAAUUUAUCUUUAAAUCUAGAGAUAUUCAUCGUAAAUGAGGCAAUUAUGAUGAAGCAAGAGAACUAUUUUAAAUCUCUUAAACAAACUGAAUCACUCUAUGAACAAAAUCAUCAAACAGUUGUUGACACUAUGCAUAAUAUUGGACUAUUACUUAAAAAAGAAGGAAAAAUGCGUUAAAAUUUUCAAAAUAUUACUAUAGAAAAGAACAUUCAACUAUUGGAAUUUGUCUUACCAAUAUUGGUAACACGUAUUUAUCGAAAACUAUAGAAAUUCUUUAAGACAAUUUUUUUUUAAAUUUUUUAGCAGUGAUUUCAAAACAGCUGAAGCUAGUUAUAAAGAAACAUUAACUUGUUCAGAACAAUCAUAUGGCAGUAGUUAA